This is a messenger RNA of Gadus chalcogrammus (walleye pollock), 3419 nucleotides long. It is a transcript of the gene ubl3b, whose product is annotated as ubiquitin-like 3b. Bases 399 to 752 code for a protein of 117 amino acids. The record is from RefSeq and is a predicted model, not a curated record. Gene Ontology annotation, molecular function: protein binding. Lineage: Eukaryota; Metazoa; Chordata; Actinopteri; Gadiformes; Gadidae. The transcript is spliced from 6 exons.
ACAUCCGGCGUAUUCUCGUCCAUUAGCCUACGGUACCCACAGUUAGCUUCGCCAUAUAUAUUCGAUAUUUGUGAAUUAAGGACUCCCUUAGUCGAUUGACCGUUAAACUAAAUGCUAUACUUCAGCCUUUCUUUUGGAAACCGGUUACGUCGAAAAACGGCAUCGCAACUUCUAAUCGGACCUUACCGUAGUGAACCAGCUAACGUUUGUUAGCCUAUGCGCUAGCUAAUGUGGCUAAUGUUAAAUAGAACAUAACCACCACACUCUGCAUAUGGUGCCAGGCUGUGGGAAGCGGUCUCAGAACUGUGCGUUGUUUGUGCCAGGGCACUGGCCCCAUCUCCACCACUUCAAGCAAAUCCCUUCUGUUUCAACAUCUGAAGCCGCGAUCCUCCUAAACCAUGACCUCUCAAGUUGAUCUCGAUAUGGUGAACCUUCGCCUCAUCCUUGUGAGUGGGAAGACGGAAGACUUCACUUUCUCGCCGAACGACUCAGCCACAGACAUUGCCAAGCAUGUGUUUGACAACUGGCCUGCCGGCUGGGAGGAGGAGCAGGUGAGCAGCCCCAGCAUCCUGCGCCUCAUCUUCCAAGGAAGGUUUCUCCAUGGCAACGUGACUCUUGGAGCUCUGAAGCUACCCCCAGGACGAACAACUGUCAUGCACUUGGUUGCUAGGGAAACUCUUCCGGAACCCAACUCCCAUGGUCAAAGGAACCGGGAGAAAACCACUGAGAGCAACUGCUGUCUCCUCCUGUAAGCGGAGCAGAGGGCGCCCUGUCCUACCUGGUCUCCCCCCUCCCCCUCACUUCUCUUCCUCUGCCCGUCUUCCUGUCAGCCAUGGUGGAUCGGGGAUGAUCACAGGAAGUCGCGUUGAGGAAUGUCAGUGACUCCUCAUCUGAUACCUUCAAUUUUCCUUCUCCUUUAUUUUUUUCCUCUUCAGUGCCAAUAUGCCCUCCCAAAACCCUUCCAAACUCCAACUGAAACAUUUACUGUUUCAAACUCUUGCUCUUUUCGUUCUUGAAGAAGUAUGAUACAGAAAAUGCAAAUCUUAAACUCGGCCAUCUCUACGAUUAAACUGAAAAUGCAAGCUCGUAGAUGGCCAUUAGAAUGUGUGGAAGGGGUCGGUAGCUAACUGACGAGUUAACUUCAACAUAGAUGUAUAACUCAUCAUUUAAAUUUUUUUUUUGUGAAAUAGAAUGAAAUUUACAAAGCAAAUCCAUUUAAAAAAAAAAUAAUAAAAAAGUUGAAAAGAAUUAUUUAUGGGGAUGGAAAAAACAGAUGAGUUUAGGGUUCACUCCCCGUUCGUUGUUUUAGCUCGAAAUAUUCCAACAUGAGGACUGUUGGACCUGGCCUGGACAUGUUCUGUGGUGCCUGUGUAACCCAGUCACAUUGACUCAAACAGACUCUGCAGCGCUCUGCCCUGCUCUGCGAUGGGAGCAGGAGUUGCGUUCAGGAUGAAUGGACUAAUCCCUCAAUACUCGUUGGAUGCGGUUUCUUCUUUUUCUUCUUUGGGUCUUACAGCAUGGUGUUAAACUUCUCAUUGUACUUAACUGAGUUACUCUGAAGUGUGUGAUGUAUUUUUUUUUUUCUUUCUGUAUAGUCGUCAUCUGAUUUUCUCCUGUGCGCCAUCAUUAAUCCAUUUUUAGAAUAUGUGCCAUUCUUAUCUAUAGACCCAGCCGGCGUCCACCAUGAUGAAAUUGUGUCAUUAUUUUCUCCACAUCACAAGUGGUGUGUCUUUAUCCGAUUCAUCACCUUAAACUGGCACCUGGCAGUUGACCGAUGGAAAACUAACUCAACGUUUAUGAGGACCUCCAUUCAAAUGGACCUGUUCCAUAUGAACAUUGAUGAGCUCCAGGAAAAGGGACCUGGACACUUUCAGGAGAACUGGAAUGGAGACAAAGCUGUUGCUCCCGGGUUGAAGGAAAUAGAGUUGCAAUUCAGAUUUCCUUCCCUUUGUUGUAUUGCCUGUGAGUGAUGCAUGUUGGGGACCCCCUCCCCCCCACACUUUAGAGAAGAGUAGACGUCAGCUUUCAAGAGUAUUGCAAUGCCUAGCCAGGAAGCUCUUAUAAGGGUAGGGUGGCGGGCAGAUUAAUGAGGACUUUGCCUUUUUGGUAUUUCGGACAUGGCCUAGGCUUGUUGAAAGGCCUUGUUUGUUGUUUAUUUGUGCCAUCAUGCGAAGUGGUUUGCACUCACCUUGACUGUACAGACCAGACUGUGCUAGUCUGCCAAGCUGCAGCCAUUCAAACAUGCUGUUGACGCCAAUGCACCAGCCUUCCUUUUAAUGGAUGUGCUCAUUGCAGUUGCAAAAAAAAUUCUGGUUAAUUGGUGGUCUAUGGGUAAAGAAACAACCUCUAAACUGUCAAGUGUUUUCCAUAUUCGGUAAGAGCCCCAAGAGAUGCAUUUCCUCUAUUGCAAAAUGGUUAAUGGUUAAAAAAAAGUACAACAAAUAUGAGAGGUUUAACACCUUUCACCAUUCUUUUCUAGAACUGUUCAGUAGCGUCUGAAGCGAGGAACAUGUUACUGCAGGCUAGAAAUGUCCUCUGCCCAGCAGUUGGACACACCCCAAAUUAGCCUUCACAUGAUUUACUCCAUUUGCUAAAUUCCCCCCCAAGAAAUCCCUCGUUCCCAGUAUUCAUUUUGAUUCACAUUUCCCGAGGUGACAUAAAUUGUAGGCCUCUCCUUCAAAACGUCCCAUUUAGAAACCGAAGUUUGACGUCACAGGCGCUACGUCCAAGAUUGAGUGCAGUCUUUGGUCCUCUGUCGUUUCUGCUCGGCAGGAGACCGUCCCUCGCCCCCCCCCCCCUGUCCAGAGGGAGGCUCGAAGGAGCCUGAUUGACGGUCCAGUUUAGCGCAGUGAAAAGUGUGACGAUGACGUUAUGUAGUAUGAGGCCCUCUGCUGGACACUUGAGACGGGAUCCCUCCCACUCAUAGGAAAGAAGGACGACAUUUUCGUGGUGUUUCGCCUUCUUGAUUUGGAUACCGUCUUUAUAUAUUGUUUGCCUUUUAUCGUGGAAUACAGUAAUGUCAUUAAUAUUGAAAUUUUAAAAUAUAAAUUUGUAUCUGGUCUAUAGGUGAAUAUAUAUAUUUGUUUGUGUGCGUGUGUGAGCGUGUGCGCCUGCUUAUACAUGUAUGUGUUUGUGUACAUGUGGGUAGGUGGGUGCAUGUAUUACAGAAGGAUAUGGGAGUUCGUCUUAGAGGCAGUACACGGGGAGUAGGCCUACAGACGUGAGUCCAUGACGUUUGAUUCCUUCCAUCGAGUGUGUUUUGGUUUGUGUAAAUGUCAACCAAUGUUACUGCUAUGAAAUUUAGCUCAAUAUAAAUACAUGUAAAAAAAUAAACAACUUAAUGCAAUGUGGUCUGCCUAAAACCCUGUAUUAUAAACGAAUAAAUCUUUAAAUAAGGCAAUUUCCUUCUCCUUUGUAUU